CUCGUCCAUCCACCGUUCACCGACACGAUCCCCGCUGACCCCCGCUGACCCCUGACAGGGCACGAGCGGUCCACCGACGAAACGACUCCGCCACCAAUACGACCCUAACACACUCACCGCUUAAUAACGUAUGUGAGCUCGACUGCAAGGUUGACAGUGGAGACGAACUGUGCCUUCGAUAGUUUGAAUUAAAUGUUAAGAACCGCCUCGUGUUAGGCCACCGGCGCCGAAAUCAGGAUGUCCGAAGGAGACGUGUCGCUGAUACGCGACGAAGACGUUCUACGGCGAAUGUGGCAACAAACGGAGGACUUCUCACGUAAGAAAGAGAUCCGCGCUCACAUGUACCGGCUCCGAGAGGAGAGGCUGAGGAAUCUCUACUCGCCCGACCCCGGUGCCGCCGCUAAAGGUUGUGACUUUACAUCCACGCAAGGACACGUGAAGUCGUUCGCGGACCAGAGCUUCCAAUCCAUGAAGAGUAAGGAAGUGCGAGACGCGGGCUCUCCGCCCAAGGAGUUCACUUACAGCGGCCAAGAACUGGGGGACCUCUCCAACGCUGGCUGGAAUGUCGAAUCUGAAAACAGAACCUCCGAUGACGGCCACACGCACAUAAAGUCAGUUAACGCGAACAUCGAGGGCACGUAUGACGUCGACGGAGGACGGGGACAGUUUGCUGCAGUCGAUAACAAUAAAGAAGCCGUUACUGAAUAUGACGACGGAAAUACCAGUUUGAGACGCAAAGAGAACGUUUCUAACACGGCAGCUCAUGAACAAGUUGUGCGUAAAACUGAUGAUGGAACUCAUUUUUCUUCAACGACAAAAUCUUCGUCCUCUUCUUCUAAGUACGAACAGAUAUCCUCCAAACAUGAGACGGUUCCGUACGAAAUAAAAGAUGACUAUGAUCUACAGUCACAAAAAUCGUAUGAUAUUCAUCGUGGUGAUGAAGUUACCGAUACAAAUACCAAUAGGUUUACAAAAUCUAAUUUAACUUCUCAAAACUUAUCAUCUGAUUAUGAACACGCAGAAUUAGUUUCCAGAAAAGUCGAAUAUCCGGAUGAAAACACGAAGGUUAUCGUGGAAACGAGAUGUCUACCUGAUGGAACAAAAGUGACCAGCACCCGUCGGGAGUUCCGAGCUCCGGCAGUACAGACCAGCCGCAGUGAGCACCGGUCCCAAAACACGAGAACUGAAAGUAAAUCCUCUACAUAUGAGUCAACACAAAAACGAUCACAAGUUAACGAGACAAUGUCUAAAUACUUUCAUGAAGAUAUUGAUAAUAAACAAAACGAUAUUGUAGAAACACAAAGAAAUAUUGAUGAGUUUGAUUUUAAAAGAAAUAAAGACAAUCAAGACAUGAUGAGCAAUAACGAUAAACUGUAUAAAACUAACCGCAACAUUGAUGAAUCAACAAACCUACAAAGAGAAAUACAUACAACAGAUAAUGGUGACAGCACUCAACCUGAUCCUCAUAAAUACAACAGUGUAAUAAGCAAUGUCCAAGAACGAGAGAAUAUUGCCAUUCGGAAAAACAUAGUGGAAGAAAGACAAAUAGAAAAGUCAACAUAUCAAACAGAGUAUUCACUAAGAAAAAUAAGCGAUGAUCUGAGUCCUGCCCACCAAGCCUGGGCUAGUACUCUUCGUUCCGAUACACCAUCAAGACCUUCUACGAGGGCGACAUCUCCGGGAAGUAAAACAUUCAAGUCUAGUACAUCGUCGCUACGAAGUAGCGUUAGCCCUGACAAAAUCAAUUAUAAACCAUCUAGCCGAGGUAACAGCCCAAAUAAAGUCAAUAAAACUAUUAAUAUCAACAAUAUUGUUGAAAGUCAUUCCUCCACAAACUCUACUAAAACAACCGAUAAACAUACUACCAGAUAUGCUAGUCCGGAUCGAAAGCCAUCUAGAUCAAGCAUUUCACCUGAAAAAAAUUAUACUCCACAUAGAUCUAGUCUUAGCCCAGACAAGAUAAUCAAAUCCGACAGACCAAAGUCACCUGUAAAACAAAACCUUAAAGAAAAGUCUCCUUCAAGGUCAACAACAAGUCCAGAAGGAAGACCUACUCCAAAAAUUUCUCGUCCACGAUCCGUAUCGCCCCAGAAACAGAAUAUCAUAGAAGAAACUGAAAUUGAUACUGAUUAUUCUACGCAUAAUAGAAACGCAACUGCAAACGAGACAUACUUUAAGGAAACACAUAGAAGUCCAAGUCCUAAAACAAGAAAGAACAAAUCCAUGUCGCCGGAACCGGAAGCUAUAACGGUUAAUUCUUCAAACAAUGAACCUAAUUAUAUGAGACCAUCAGCUGCCAGCAAACCAAAAUCAACUUCUACUACGAAUAAUAUCACAUCACAAAGCCCAGAACUUAAGUCGUUUGAAACUAGAACCAAUGAAAUGACUAAAGAACACUAUAAGUUUAUAGAUGAAGAAACAAAAAUGUACACUCGAAACGCUGCUGAACGAAUUGAAAAUAUAACAACAAAAGUUCAAAAAUCUAAAACAUCUAAAGAACAGAGUCAAAAUGUGCCAGAAAAUAUAAAAAUGCGUAAACAAUCGCCUAGCCCUGAUAAACAGUGCGACCCAAAUGAUGUUCAAAAUGAGUUUGUUGAAUCUGAACCACUAAAAAAGGAACAUAAAGAUGUAUCGUCUAAAAGUAAGACUCCUACUAGAAGUUUAUCUCCGGAAAAAGUAGCUAAAAGGGAUCAAUCUCCUUUAAAAGACGAACGGAUAUUAGAAAAAAGUAGGAGUCCUUCUCCUCAAAAAAAAAUUCCUAAAAGUGAUUCUGAUUUAAAAACUAAAAAGGUAUUAGAACCUAAUAAAACUGAAGCUCUCGAAAACGAGGGCAUUAAAGAGCCGAUUAAAUCAAAAACACCUUCAAGAAAUACAUCUCCUGAAAAGAAUAUAAAAACAAAUGAUAAACCAUCCACAACUUCUCCCAGUUCAAAAGUAAAAAGCCCUUCACCAAAUCGAUCCAUUGCCACUACCGUGAAUUUUAACAUCAAACAAGAAACACAUGUUUCAGAUUCUUUAGAUGUAACUAUUAAAAAUGAUACAUUAGACAACUCUGUCACUAAUACCUGUGAUAUAACUACGGGAAACCAAGUAGACAGACCUACUAAAUAUCAACAACCAAGAGACCUAUCUCCGAAAAAGAACUUUGGAACUGGUUUACCAGAGGUUCCUCGCCGUAACUCAAAGAGUCCUUCACCAUAUCGUCGACUGUCUCCUUCAAAGGAUAUAUGUAACCAACAAGACCUUCAAAGACAAAAUAAUCGCGAUAAAAAUAGUGAAAUUGAAACAGAUUUAACAAGAACUGAUGUAAAAAAUAAAGGUGAUAUUAGAUCUGUUUCUCCACAAAAAAAUACAAAUAAAUCUCCUCGAAGUGUUUCUCCUCAAAAGAAUAUGAAAGAAACAAGUUUUAGAGAUACCAAGAAUUUUAUUGAUAUAGAAAAGCAAAACGAGGAAGUAAACAAAAAGACAUUAAGAGAACGUCCAAGACAACUUAUAACUCCUUCAACAAGUCCUAGUAGAAAACCUAAAUAUAAUGAUAAUUCCCCAUCCUCUGAACAAAGCUCUCCCACAACUUCCGCAAGUGGUUUUGUUUAUUUUGGCUCUCCAGGUGUUGAAAACAAAAACGUUCGGGAUGUUGAAAGUCACACAUAUCACUCAGCUAAUAGAGAAGAAAUAAAUAAUGAAUUAACUACACAAACCACGACAUCUAGGAUUCCUUGUAGAUCACCAUCGCCUGAAAAACGGCCAUCUGUUAAGGAAAGCCUUCCCCGUAAGAGCUCACUUAAGAAGCCUUCUUAUCCACAAAUAUCGCCCACGGAAAAACCACCGUCAAGUUUUCUUGUUUCACCUAAUAUAGAAAAUAAAGAUUUUACAGAACAUAAAGUAACUAUAAAGGAUCAACCCGAUGAGAAAGUGAAGGAUAUCAAACAAAAACCUCCAUUUGAAAGAAGAGAAACUUAUGAAGAGCGAUGCCGAAAAAUACUAGGCAUGAUGAAUACAGAUUCCUCAAAUACUGAAAUUGAGAAACAAAAGGAGUUUGAUUCUACCAACAGUUCACCAAGUGUGUCUCCCUGUCGUAGUCCGUCUUCUGAAAAAGAAACAUCUGAACAUUUCAAAAAACCUACUGUUGUACAUGAACAACAACAAAUGGACACCAAAGAAAGAGAAGAGCGUAAAAUUACAAUUUCGGAACAAGAAAACAUUACAACUUCUAAAAGUUUACCUAAAAAAAUGACACCUAGUGUUGGAAAAAUUGAUAAAAUGAUUUUACAAACCAACGAAUAUGAUGUUGUUACAAAAAGUUCUUUACGAGACGUUACACCCUCAACCGAUAAAACUAAAAUUAACCCAAAUGAUAUGAAACCAAAAGAUUGUGAACUAAAACUUACUCCUAAGAUAAUUCCAGACACUUUAAAAUCUACUAAAUGUGAUAACUUGUCAGGCCAACCUAAUCCUGUACUGAAGACAAUUAACCAUGUUCAGGAACUUGAGAGAGAACCUAAACCAGUUUUAGACAAGGGUUUGAUAACAUCUGGAAGUCCUGGUAAAGACAAAAAGAAUGAAAUUACGGCUGAAGACAAUAGUACACACAAAGAAAAUAUGUACCCAGAUAUAAAAGAUGAUUUUGAAUUAAAACCUACAUCACUAAGUUCGACUUCCAUACAAAGAAAGGAGAAAGUUGAUACCCAGAAAACAUAUGACUUAAUUGAAAAAGAAAAAGAAGUAAUGGAAAAAAUACAAAAUUCUUUAAGAAAACUCUCUCCAGUACGUAAUCAGAAAAAGGAUCAUGAUACCAUCACUGAAUCAUCUUGUUCUUUAAAGAGCUUAGAUAUUGAAUCUAAAAAUGUUGAAACUAAUUAUGUCUUAUCAAGUGACUGUGAAGAAAUAGUGAAGGAGAAAAAAAUAAGUAAAAAUGACAGUGAUAUAGAAAAUAAAAGACCAAAACCUCAAAAACUGUCAGGUAAGCCCCCAUCUAGAAAUGUCUCACCUACAAAAAAUAAUCUUAAUUCUUCUCCCGUAUCACCAAAAAAACCACUGUCUCCGAUAGAAAGGCCAAAAUCUCCGCAGGUUCCAAAAACAAAUAAGCUCAAACCAAAAGAUCAGGGAACUGGAAUCACACGUAAAACAAAUCUUACAUCUCCAACGAAAUUAGACAAAUCUGUUAUCUCAGAUACUAAAAAAGUUUUACCAAAUAAGCAAGUAAUUUAUGGAAAACCAUCCACAGAAAAAACAACUCCUAGCAAAACAGUACAAAGUUCCCUCUAUAAAAAUACGGAGCAAGAAGUUAAGCGUGCGGCUACUCCAAAGACUGUAGCUAGAGAUGUUGGGAAAAAAGAUUUAAAUUCAAAAUUUGAUAGAACUUCAAGUGACACUAAUCUUAAAACAAAGAAAACAUCCUCUCAAAGGCCGAAAACUAGACCUGAUAUUCAAGUCAACGAUAUAAGUGCGCCUAGAAUUGUAAAACAAACGUCCAUACCAAAAAGUCCAAAAUCGUCUAAUUAUCACACACAAACAAAAUUACCUUCAAAUAAACCCAAAUCUGCCACAACUUUAAAUACAACCAUCGAUGACGAUGACGUAAUUAUUGAUGUUCAACAAGCCAAGUCAUCGCGUGAAAAUUCCCCUGACCGUAUUUGCCCAACACCAAUAGGAUUUUCAGAGGAUGAUGGAUCGCCUAGAUUCCCUGAUGAAGUCAACGAACCUGAUGAUGAAACACAGAAAAGGACCUACCAAACAAUUCACGAAACUGAGUCUUUAGUCGACGAUAUAGUAGAAAUAUGUGAAGAUGAAGAACUUUUUGUUAAGAAGACGGAUGUAAAUGAUAUGAAUGAAACUGAGAAUAACGUUCUUCGUGUCAGUGACAAUGUAUCUCAAUUAACCGAAAAAAUAGUAAACGUUAAUAAAGCGAAAUAUUCUACAAAACUAUUUAAGGAAACCGAAAAAGAUAGUCAUUUCGACGAUUUAGAUGAUAAGUUAAAAUCUGAUGAUUGUUUACUAUCCGUAUCCGAAAAAGUUAAUAAAUUUGCUAGAGGAAGAGUAGACAUAAAAGAUAACAGAAGUCCAUCUCGGAAUAUUACAGAUGAAUAUGAUAAGCAUACGACCUAUCAAGAUGAUUACACAAAGUUAAGUGUAAAUGAUAAAGCUCACUUGUUUAUCGAAACUGCAGAGAAUGUAAAAGUAACAAAACCUAAAUCCGUGCAGAAAAUUGAACGUCCCAACCUUAGCGACGUAGAUGAUGAAUUAAAAAAAGACGACUGUCUAUUAAGUGUAUCUGAUAAAGUAAAUAAAUUUGUGAGAACUGCAGAACAGUUUUUAAGCGAAACGCACGAGACAGAAGAGAAAGAAAAGAAAAUACUAGAAGAACAUGAAAAAAUUAUGAAGAAAAUAAUUGGUAACAUUGAUGAUAAUUCGUCGGAACUACAUAGAGAAAAAGAUGAAGUUGACGAGACAUUAAAGGAUAGCAUUAAAGGAGCUACUGCAAUUCCUUCAAAAAUUAAAAAUCUUGACUACACAAACCAAACUCCCUCUAACAAAGAACCUGCGGUAAAAAUAACAACAUUACGUAGCAGUGAAGCAGUUAAAAAGGCUAAAGCUUUGUUUGAAAAUAUAUCAUCAACAAGCCAAAAAGUAAAAGAAUCAUCUAAAACACCUCCUAAGUCGCAUACAGUAUUAUCCAAAAAAGUUGCGAAACCUGAAUCACCAGUUAUCAAACCUUCAGCAGAUAAUAAUAUUAUUACCAACGAAACAGACAAUAUUACUGUCAAAGUUGUUGAUAAAAAGAAUAAAGAAGUUAAAACUGUUGAAUAUGAAAAAACUUCUCAAAAUAUAGAAGAUCAAGCAGGACCAAUAAGUUCUGACAGAAUUCACACAAAAUCUCCCUCGCGUGUUAUUACCGACACUACUUCAGUAGUUACUAAAGUUUAUAAAAAUACUACUAAGCAGACACAUCCCGAGAAGCUUGAUAAACCUAUUGACAAAGUACCAGGUUACCAACGCCCAACAAAAACGACUCAAAGCAAGGAAGAGCCAAAGGUUGUUGAAGAUAAUGAAGUUAGUAGCCGACGUGGCAGUGGAAAAUUUGGUGUUGAACUUCGCAGAACAAGCACAGAAAGAACCAGUAGCAGUGAGCGUCGCCGUAGUAGUAUUGAACAUCAUCAGCCCUGUAUAGAAGAUAUCUACGAUGUAGACCUCCUAGAACAAAUGUUGGAAAAAGUCGUAGGUUAUGAACAGAGGCGGCGAAUCAGAGCUCAAAUACGUGUGGCAAAGAAACAAACUGAAACAUCCACAAUAUCUAAAACAAAACAUAUUGUACCUAAAAUAACCAAAACUAAAUCUCCUGAUCGUCCCGGUAACAGAUCACCAGAUAGAAAAAUGCCUACUGAAAAACAUAAAUCUCCUGAAAGACACGCAAAGUCACCUUUACCAAAAGGUACGUCUCCUGAACGUGACGUAAGGACGAAACACCAAAUUACUGCGUCAUCUAAAAGCGACAAUGACAAGAUUAUUGAACACGAAAAAACUACGUUACGAGAUACGCCACAGAGAACACAUAGCCCUGACAAAUUAUCUCCUAAAUUAUCAAGAAACUCCAAAAGCCCUAUGCGCCAACCCAGUCCAGACAAACGAUCCAGACCCGUCUCUCCCACUAAGACACCAACUCAUACAGUCAAACCAAAAUCUAAUCGCUUUAACGAUUAUGCGUCAGCGUACAUGAAAAAAGUAGGCAUUAAUAAUUCUGAAAAAUUAAAAGACGCUAAAUCUAAGAAAACUACAUCUGCUGAAGAUGUAAAGACGAAGAGAAUAAAAACGGAAGAGAACUCAGAAGUAGCGCAUUCGUCAACGUUAUCUCGUAAAACAACCGAAGUCACGUGUACUAAAGAUGUUAUUGAGAUUAUUGAAGUAAACGGAAACCGUUCACCAACACGUGACACUCAUGUGCCAGAUACAAAGAAACAUAAUAUAAAGUGUUCUAGUCCUGAACGGAAGGUUGUUAGCCCAGAACCUAAAUCUCAAGUACAUGAACUACAACAUCGAAGUCCAGAGAGAUCGCCUAGUCCGGUUAAGCGGCAAAAAUCUGAUAUCAAUAAAAAUGUAGGGAAAAAAGAAACUAUUAUUAAAACGGUUUAUGAUAUUGAGAAGAAAAUACCUCAAAAACAAAAGCAAGAGGAAAAACCGUCGUGGGUCACAAACAGAAACUUGAAAAAGGUCACAGCUGAAACACGAACAUUCAGUUCAAAGAAAAUUGAACCCGAAAAGCCCAAGUAUAGAGCUCAUAGUCCUUCUAAGGCAAUAUCCAAACCUAUAGAUGUGAUCACUUCAAGCUACGGCCCUGGCCCCGUGGACGCAGACGGUAGACCACUUUUUGGCAUUAAAGCUUUAAGGAAUGGAGCUUCAAAUUAUCAAGUGAAAGGCACAGUUAUUCGUCAAGAGUUCCAUUCGCGGAACGGAGGUGAACCAGAGGGUACUGUGUCGGUGACAGCGUAUUCCACGGAGCCCGAAGACUUGGAACGCCUGUUGCAAGCCCAAGGAGAGAAACCUUCUCGUCUUCACGGGUUGUCAGCUAUCACUACAACGAAGAAAUUUGGUGGUGACACUGGAACUACGUUGCGGGAAGCUCACAAUAAGGAGGACCGUGCCGUUCUCGACCAGUUUACACAUAGCGAUCGUAAAGUUACUGAAAACAAAAUCCUCACCAGUUCCAAUCACGACAGGAAACAAAAGAAUUACGGACAUACAGAGACAGUACAGAUUAUUGAAAUAGAUGAGGAAGAUAAAAUAAACAGAGUGGCCGGUGAAAACGAGACCUUUUACAAACAUGACACUAAAGAAUUGAAAAAAGAGGCAAGUGAAAAGGAACUUAAAUAUAAUAAGAGUCAAAAGGAGACCAGAGAGAAGAAACCGGACACGGAAAGUAACAAACGUGGACUGGAAAAGAUGGAACGAUCUGCAAGAGUGGAAAGACGAUCUGACGAAAAGAAGACAGUAAGACAGAACUCUGUGAAGUCGCUCACUGAAAAAUUUAUAAAAAAUGCCAGUGAGACUGCAAAGUGUGAACGAACUACGUAUCCGAAGGCCGGCCUCAUACUGCGAACCAGCACCGUGAAAGACUGUGCCUCCAGCGACUCUUCAACGCAUGCCGGCCUCACCCGUGGGGACAGCGAACACAGUCUGGACUCUAUGGACGAGGUGAUCACUACCACCAACACGGAAAAGGUGUCCACCGAGGACGGGAUGAGAACAACCACCACCACCACGACCACGAGGACCGGCUCCAGGACACAGGAGAGGUCCUUUCUGGACAGUUCAACCAAGGUCACCGGAGUACAGGACAUCCUGACGAGGAUGAAGAACGCUGACAUCGUGAUCGAAGACGGGGACACAUGCGAGGACACGGAGGCGCGAGCUCUCCUCAACAAGUUCCUCGGAGCCACCGUCCUGAUGGCCGGCAUGCAGAGUUACGUCACCGAGAAACCGUCGGGGAAGGUCAUAAUUAAACAGGAGACUGUUCAGAGUAGUGGCGGUAAGGUGACCAGCAGUCGACUCAACGAGGAGUUUGACAUCGAUCAGUGCUGGGACGAGCGUGUACUCAAGAAACUUUUGGAGGAGAGCACUGACUACGAACAGCGUCGCCGGCUUCGUGCCCGUAUUCGUACACUGAUGGCCGAACAGGAAGCAUGUGCAAGUGCGGUGACGGAAGCUUUGGCAGCCGCCGGCGAGUCCACGGAGACGGAGGAGCAAUCCGGUGAACGCGAGGAAGAGGAAGUGACGACCAUAACAACAUCAAGCGUUAGGAAAAACUCUUUCGAGAAAACUGUUAGCAGCACAACCACUAAAAAUUCCAAAGUUAUCGAGAGCAUGACCCGACCGGCGCCCAAACCCGUGUCGCCGUUCGCCAAGUUCCGUCAGCUCGAGAAACAAAACUCUACUAACUCCCCCAACUCGCCCAAGAGUCCGCAGAGCCCGGGCUCUCCGUCGCAGCCUUACUUCAAGUUCACGGACCCCGCGCUGCAAGCCAGCGCCGUCACUAUAAAAGAACGUUUGCUGCAGUGGUGUCGCGACAAGACCCGGGAUUACGAGAAUGUGAAGCUGGAGAACUUCUCUACGAGCUGGUCGGACGGGCUGGCUUUCUGCGCGCUGCUUCAUCACUUCCUGCCGGACGCCUUCGACUACUCCUCGCUCUCGGCCGACUCCCGCCGACACAACUUCACGCUCGCCUUCAAAAUUGCAGAUGAGAAGGCGGGCAUCUACCCUCUCCUGGACGUGGACGACAUGGUCGCCAUGCGGAAGCCGGACUGGAAGUGCGUCUUCACGUAUGUGCAGUCCAUCUACCGGCGGUUCAAGGACGAGCGCUGAUCGCCGUCGCUCGGAGACGGACCCCACACGACCCCACACCACCCUCACCAUACACCCGCGCGGUGUCCCGUGUCUCGACACCAUCCGAGCGUGUGUCGCGGUGUCGUGUCGGCCUCCGUGGCCGGGAGGUGGUAGCCGAAGGUCUUGGUCACAGAUGUCUGGUGAAUUGUCCAAAGAGCGCCUGUUGUUAUUGUUAGUUUGUGUUUAUGUUUCUAGAUGUUUAUCCGCGUCCGCUCAGCUCGUUUCUCCGAACGCUGUCUCGUAUACAGCCCUCCUAUUUAUUUAAUCUCAAGAUGUAUGUGAUUUUUUAUACUAGCGAGUAAGAUUGACUAACGAUUAAAUAUACGUCGUAGAGUAUAGUCCGAUAUUGUAUUUUUGUAUGGUUCGAUCGUCUAACACUAACGACACUGUACUGAGCGGGGAUCGCCUCCACUUAUUCGUCUACAUAAGCGAGUCGUAUGCCCGUGUCGCCCAGUGUACAGCCGAGCUCACUUCACUAUUAUGUAUCUAACCCUUUUAAAAUGUGACAUUUAACCGCUUCCAAUAAUUGUCCGCUGACUUUUAUGUAACCGAUAAUAUAAAAUAUUAAUUUAUAUGGAUAUAUUGCAAUAAAAAUAAUUAACAUUU
This is a messenger RNA of Danaus plexippus (monarch butterfly), 10980 nucleotides long. RefSeq lists its product as uncharacterized. Gene Ontology annotation, molecular function: protein binding. The record is from RefSeq and is a predicted model, not a curated record. Bases 238 to 10353 code for a protein of 3371 amino acids. The transcript is spliced from 19 exons. Gene Ontology annotation, cellular component: filamentous actin; microtubule organizing center. Lineage: Eukaryota; Metazoa; Arthropoda; Insecta; Lepidoptera; Nymphalidae. Gene Ontology annotation, biological process: actin cytoskeleton organization.